Messenger RNA from Mytilus trossulus (common blue mussel), 4922 nucleotides. RefSeq lists its product as uncharacterized. The coding region runs from base 1778 to 4294 and encodes 838 amino acids. The record is from RefSeq and is a predicted model, not a curated record. The transcript has 2 exons. Gene Ontology annotation, molecular function: hydrolase activity, acting on ester bonds. NCBI's taxonomy places the organism in Eukaryota, Metazoa, Mollusca, Bivalvia, Mytilida, Mytilidae.
AUUUAUAAAGAAAGUUCAUACUAGAAGAAUUGAAUAAAAUUAAUGUAACCCUAUAGAUUGGAUUUAUGUUGAAGAAUAUAAUUUUAAAUAUUAACUAAAGUUGGAAACUUGUAAAUAGAAUUAAAAGUUAAUUAUAUACUUUCACAGAUAUUUUGUAUAUAGUAUUACGUAAAGUUUUAUAUCAAAGAGCAUGUUAAUUAAGUCUCUUUUGUAAGUAUUGGAUGUCAAAUACUUUUAACUAAUAAAGACUUUUUAUAAAGUAAAUAGACAAAUCCUAGUAAAAGAUGUCAAUUGUAUUUGGGAAGUAUUUAGAUUUAAAGGAACAAAGGGAAUUAUUUAUCUUCUUUGUUUAUAGGUAAAAGUUCGAUAAUCCGUUUUACUAGGGACGCUAAGAAUUAAGUCAAAUUGAUUGACAAAAGCUUAAAUGGUCAGCAGGUAAUUGAUGACCAAUGAAAUAAAUUAUGGGAAGUCUUUUAAAUUAUUAUUUGGCAUUUCAUUGGAGAAAAUAGAAGAAGUUCUUAAAUCCAAAGGUCAUGUGACUAAAAUUUCGAAUAUCCAAAAUUAUGUUUUAGCGUCACUUGAUCUUUGGAACCUGAAAAUAAAACAUCAUUUUACAGAACUUCUGUCUAUUUUAGGUAAGUUAAAGUAACAUUUAAUUUAGCAUAUGAUUUUGAAAUAAAUAAGUUAAUACUAAAUUUGUAAUUAAUUUGGGUUAAGAUUUAUUAAUAUCUGUUGUACUUUAAGGACAAAUUGUAUAUAAUGUUUUAAAUACAAAAUGGACUCUUGAAAAGGUCUUAUAAUGUUAAAGUUAUUUGUAAAUAAGUUUUAUGUUAAAUGUGAAUUAUUAUAAGUUUUAAAGAUAUUAGUUUUAAAAGUUAUUAAAAGGUUAAAUGUUUAAAAUAAGAACAUUACUGAAUUACGGAACUUAUCAUAUUUACUCCGGAAUAAGUUUUAUAAUUACUUAGUCCAUGGGAGAUAAUUUUGAGUGUAAAUUCAUAUCGCUAAAUAUUCUGAACACGCACAAUCUUCAAAACCCUAAUUUUACUGAAUACUUAAAUAAGUUUGACUUGCAGAAGUUGCAGAAAUGUUUGAAGCCUGGAGACUGAGGUAUUCAUUAUGUAAUGUAGCUGUAUUAUGAUUUAAUUUGUUAAUAUUUUGAAUGCUUAGAAUUGAGGUUGAUUUUGAUAGUAAAAAUACAUAACAUUACUUUUAUUUUAUUAGCAAGUCUUACAUACAACAUUUUAAUUAUUAGAAAUAUAAAGUCCCCUUUUCAAUUUAGAGUUUUAAGUACAUGUACCUCUUUUGAUUAGUAAGUUAACUUGAAUUCAGGAAAAGGUAAUUAUUAAGAAACAAUAUUUAUUUAGUAUUAUGAAUUAUCUGGCAUGUUGAAAGAAAUAUAUUUAGUUAUGCGAGUUAAGCUCUUGAGUUAAGUCCACCCCUUUUUAACAUAUUUAAUGAAAUAUAACUAUUGAAAGUUACAGAGUUAAUUCCCCUGAUGAGUUAUUCCCCUUUGAAAUAAGUUGUAUGUGAGACUGUAAAGGUUCAUCAUUGUUAAUUGAUUUAUUGAUUCAUGAUUUAUUUGUAAUUGAUUGUAACUGUUUAUUGAAUAUACAAUGUAGACUUGAUCUUUGGAACCUGAAAAUAAAACAUCAUUUUACAGAACUUCUGUCUAUUUUAGUAACCUGCAAAACAGAAAACAAAAACCCCCCUACAAUCAGCACAACAGUUUAUGGUGGAGGCAAAAGGGAACGAACCAGUACCUCAUAGAUAAAGACACAUGAGUAAGCCAUCAAACUACUUACUUCGAUCUGCAGGCUUAAUUCCAGAGGAAACCGCUGAAGAAUUACUAGUAGUCGAUCUUGCUGCAGAACAGAACAUACCCGUUAGAAUCAACAUGCCUGGUGAAGAGGUGACCAGACAGGUACUACCAAGCUUUAGACCAUUUGUUACAACAUUGAAAGUUAUUUUCAUGCUGGCAGUUCUUUUGAACAUACCUCAAUCUAAGGCAAAUUCAAUAUUACGGUUGAACUAUGGAAUCCUAUUUGAAAAACAAGCUAAUGUGCAUUUUAGCAAUGAUGUAUGGAUGCAUACAUUUCAAAUAAGAUUACCUGUUAAAAAAGGGAUGAAAUUGAUUAGUCCCUGUAAAGGAAAAGACUUUUGCGAAAAUUUUAAUAAGCUAGCAAAUGAAUUGAAUAUACUCCAACUGCAAACAACAAGAGAACUUAACCAAACAAUAACCACUUUGAAGAACAUUAUUCCAACUAAAAGCAAAAAUAAUAAUAGGAAAAAGAAGGCAAUCUUAGGAUUUAUUGGAGAAUUAUCGAAAUCAAUAUUUGGUACAGCUACUGUUUCUGAUGUAAAACUCCUAGCUCAGCAUAUCAAUGUCCUAACAACAAGAACUGUAAAAUUGACCAAAGAAAUGGCUAUUCACUCAGAUCACCAGUCUUCAUUUAUGUCAAUAAUAAAUAAAAGAAUUUCAAACAUUGUUAAUGAAAUGAAAGACACUCAUGAUGAAAUAGAUUUGUUACAAAAUGUUAUAAGAAAUAACACAAAGGCACUUGAGAAAUUAUUUUUUACUAUAUCUAACACAAUUUUAAAUACGAUUACUCUAAAUACAGAAGUUAAACACAAAUUAAAUGAUUUGAAACUAGGAAUUUUCAGUUUAGUUGAAGGAAAAUUAUCCCCCUUGUUGAUUAAACCAGCAACUUUAAGAAAAUCUUUGAAACAAAUUGAAAUGCAAUUGCAUCAAAAAUAUCCAGGAUUUUAUAUUGUUCAAAAAAAUAUAAACUAUUAUUAUUCAUCCCAAAAUUUUGUAUACUCCAAAAAAGGAUCAGAUAUUUUUAUUAUGAUAAAAAUCCCAAUAGCAUAUAAAAUGGCAAAAUUUGAAUUAUUUUCAGUCACUGCUCUUCCAGUCCCAGUAAACACAUCCUUGCAUGCUACCCAAUUAAUGGAUGCCCCUGAAUACUUAGCUUUGUCCAAUGAUAAGAAGACAUAUUUACCCCUUACAAGUCAGCAAAUCAUGAAAUGCAAGAAUUACAAUAACAAUAUGUAUUGUCCAUUAUUACAAUCAUUUUCUGGAAGUGUAGAUUCAUGCAUAGUAUCUAUUUUUAAUAAUGAUAAAGAUAAAGUACAGUCAUUGUGUGAUUUUAGAUUUUUACACAACAAAAUAAUGCCAAAAAUUAUGUAUUUGAACUCUUCUGCAAUAGUUAUAUAUAAAAUUCCACAAAUUUCAAUAGAUUGUUCAGGAAAACAAAUUUUUCAUGAAGGUUGUGAUUUUUGCAUUAUGAAUAUUCCUUGUCAAUGUUCAAUUGCCACAAAAUUAUUAAGUUAUCCACCUUCAAUUACUUCAUGCAAAAGGUCAAAUAAUAUUACAGUUGUCCAUCCCAUAAAUCUAGCAUUGCUACAACAAUUUUUUACUGCAAAACAAUUGAUAGAAAUAAAUGGUAGUUCUACAUUCGUAGAAAAGAUGAGUAUUAAUGUUCCAGACUUUAAAAUUUAUAAUCAUUCAUAUUCUUCAUUUUUGGUAAAAGAUCAACAAGACCAUCUUAGUUUAAAGAAAAUGGCUAAAGUUGCUAAAAAGGAAGGAAUUAUUUUUCAAGAUUUGGCAGAGCCUUUAUUAGAUGGUCAGAUAGAUAUAGAAAAUAAUUGGCCAAAUCUUAAUGGUACACUUGGUUUAAUUGGAACUUCUUUAGCCAGCAUUACAUUUAUUUACUGUAUUUGGUCAUUUUUCAAAAUUAGAACAUUAACAACAACAAUUUUGAUUUUAGAAAGAACUAUUAAUGCUCAUUCUGCUUCCAUACCAUCUUUUAUUUUUAAACCAGAAACCACAACCACUAGCUCUGUGAUAUCUCACAUGUUUGAUCAGGAAUUUAAUAUGAAUCAUAUUUUAGUAAUUAUAAUUGGUAUUUUGAUUAUAUUUAUUGGACUUAUAUUAUUUAAAAGAAGAAAAUCAAAAUCACACUUUACAUAUUUAAUGAUGGAAAUUACAACUGGAACUUCUUGUCUUCAAGUUCCCCUUAUUAAGAUGCCACUAUGUCCUGCUUAUUGGGAAAUUAGUAUGCCCCCUUCUGUAGAGUCACUAGAGGUUGUUGGUACUUUUCAACCAACUUUAUUAAUUAAAUGGGAUGAAUUUUUGAUCAAAAACAAAAUAAAUGAAAAAUCAUUAACUGUUCCUAAGAUGAUCAGAUUGCCACUCUUUCAAAGUUUACAACUAAAACAAAUUUUGAAACAACCAUACUGUGUGUAUAUACUUCUAGUCCAUCAAAACCUAUUUAAAGUUUUAAAUCACGAAUAAGGUCUUUUUUGCCUGACGAAUUUUCUACCUUAAAUUUUUUUUUCUCUCUCAAUAUUGUUAAGUUAUAAGUGAUAUAGGACAUCAAAGCAUGACUUGUGCCGUGGAUAUUCAAAAGGACAUCGAAGGAAUCAACAAUAUUUCGGACAACAACAAUAUAGAAUUCGUACAUAAUGGAGGACACCGUGUGCUAUUUCAUAAAAUUAUCAUGGAUUAUGUGAUCACAGAUUUUCAGCAUUGUGAAUUUAUCAAUAUAUGGAAAAAAGUGAAUUUGUGAUGAGAUAACAAAAAGUGAAUUUGUGAUGUGAUAACAAAAAGUGAAAAGGUGAAUGUCACCAUACUAUACAAAAGGAUUAUUAAGUGUUUAUAUUAAUAAAAAUGAAAUACAAAUUGCAUGAAUGAUUUACUCUAACCAAACAAAAAUGAUAUUAUAUUCUAAAUUCAUCCCAAGAUAACUAGUUGAAUCCUUAACAAAUCUUGUAUUAGGUAUAUUUAUAGUAAUAUUUUUGUUUGCUCCUUGCAUGCUUAAUUAACAAAUACACUUAUGAUCAUUUAUUAAUCCAAAUUUGUAUGUAUAUUUUAAUAUUAUAUAGUCCUUUAAUUUCUUUUAUUAUUAUUACUAUUAUUUUUU